Molecule: messenger RNA, 1138 nt
Organism: Bactrocera oleae (olive fruit fly)
Lineage: Eukaryota; Metazoa; Arthropoda; Insecta; Diptera; Tephritidae
Source: RefSeq, a predicted model, not a curated record
GUACCAACUUGAGAAAAAAUUAAAUUUGGAUCUGGUAGUACUAUUUCUUGGUGAGAGCAGAAACGUUUCAACCAACUUGUAUGUGACACAGUUAUGAAGCAUUUUCGAAGCACCACUACAGCAAAAAUGUGUAGUUUUUUACACAAAAAUACGCAACAAACGAAGUGAUUACAUAUUAGCAGGUGCUGAUAACUACAAUAUUUCAACUGCUGACAUUCAGUUACCGAUUUUAGUCUAACAAGUAAGCAAGCAUUUGGCGGAAUACGAUUACGAAUUAUUAUAAAAAUUAAUCUAAGUUAAAAAAGUAGUUGUAAAAAAUGAAGUUCUACGUAUUGGUGAUUGCAGCUGUGGCCUAUUUGGCAUAUGUGCACGGGGAUGCCUGCGUGCAGUGUAACUCUGCUACUGAUCCAAAAUGUGCAACAGAUCCUGAAAACUAUUUGGCCAAAACUUGCAGUGUGAAUACAUCCAUUUGCUAUACGAGAGUCCUCAACGGUAAUACGAUACGUGGCUGCGCUUCUGAGUUGGACAACGCCACGGCGGUUGCUUGUCACAAUGAGUUGCAGUGCUUGAUUUGCUCCUUUGCCGAAGGUUGCAAUCGUCUCGUUUUCCCGCAAAGCCGCUCUCAGUGCCUGCAAUGCACGGGUAACUCCACCAGUGGUUGUGCUACAAAUGUCUAUGCCCGGCCCACGGUAUGUCCGAUUUACAAAUUGGGCGAUAAAUGUUAUGUUAGAAAUAAUGGCAAGAACCAAACAAAUUCCUUCCAACGCGGUUGCCUCUCUUCCGCUCAAGCUAGCAAACUCUGCGUGGAUGAGACGAACUGUUUCACCUGCGAAGGCGUCGGCUGUAACUUCAUUUCCGCCAAUAGCACCCAAAUCCCCGUUGCCCGUGAUGGUGCCGCUUUCGUAAGCUCUUCGAUUGUUGUACUUGUCGCCGCUUUGGCGAUAUUGCAUUGGGUUUAAUUUUCAAACCAAUGUAAAAUAUUAAUGCUACUUAAAAUUUUUUAGUAAUUUUUUUUAUAAAGUACAAUUUGUGUGCCUUUCAUCGCCGGAAAUUUCGUGCUCUUGUAUUCAAAUAUGCAUUUCUUUUUGAAAUAUUGUACUACAAAUUAUGAAAUGAAAUAAAUUUCGAACAACAAAAA